GCCCCCGCUGCCCGGCCAUGCCCUAAGCCCGGUGCCCGGUCCCGCUCGCCCGCCGAGGGACGCGCAAAGCUCGGGGACAGCCGGCAGCGAUGGCACCCCCGUCCCCGUGCCCCGCCCGCCCCUGAGGGCGGCUGCUGCCGGGAUGUUCAGCUGGCACCGGAGCUUCACCCUGGGAGCGCCCUGGAGAGCAGGUAAGAAGAGCCCACCUGCUGAGGACAAAGUUGUGUUAACACACAUGAAGAUAUUGAGCAAUGAAGGAAUUCAAAACCCAGGGUUAAUCCCAGAGGCUCCAGCUGACACAGCCUGCACAGAAGAGUCCCAUCUUCCCGGCGCCAGCCUCCCACCAGACUGCUUGGAAAAUCCAAAUGCAGCAGCCGCACCGGCAGAUCCAAACUGUGCAGAUGGCCCGGCAAGCACUGACUACGUACCCACCCUGCCUGACCUCAGCGCCUUUGAGUCCAAGUGCCGGCUUCAUAGAUUCUCCAAAUUUGAAUCUGAGGACUCAGGGGUUGAAUUGCCAAGUGGGGCUAAUUCUCCAUCGACACCGACUGGCUCAGAGAAGAGCUUUGUGCUUCACAGCAGAGACUCAUUUUGUGACUCGGGUGUGCUUAGCACCUCUUCUUCUCCAGAAAUUGACCAUCAGCUAAUGAGAACAUGUAAAGAACAUGCCAGAAAAGUGAGCCUCCAAGAUCCAGAGAGCAAAAACCAAGAUGAUUACUACAGCCAGGAGGCAGAUGCUGUGCAGGGUCCUACAGCUUCCCUUGAAGACUUCAGCGUCCCUCAGGAAGAAAAUCCUGAUUUUGACCAGAGUGACAAGCAGUUUCCAGAAAAGGAACCUACCCCAGAGAUGGACCUUUCCAGGGAAAGCACUCUUUCCACCCCAGGUCCCAUAGAAGAGCCAAAGACAAUUGCUGACAAUUUCCCAGAGAAUUUUGGCAGCGUGCAAGACCUUCAGAUCCAUGAACAUCCGCUGAAGAAGUACCCCACAAGUGACAGUCUGAAUGAAUACAUGGAUGAAUGCUGUAGACUGAGUGAGGUGAACCAAGGUAACAGCAAAGCCCUGGGAUCUGGUCUGGGAUACCUAGAACACAUUUGCCAACUGAUUGAAAAGAUUGGGCAGCUGCAGGAGCACAACCUGCGUCUCCAAAAACAGGUGUGCAGCUUGCAGAAAGAGCAGAAGAUGUGCCAGUUAAAAGAGGAAUACCUUCUGCAGCAUUGCUCCUGUGGAGCUGCCAGCAUCUUCCUCAGCUCACAUCAAGACAUUAAAACAAUGUUUGCUGGGAGGAGCAGACCUCACAGCCUCUUGGUUCAGACUGGAAACCCAUCUGAUCUUUCCAUCAUUCCAGAAAUAGGAGCGAACACUGAAAAGCUGAGCAGCUGCAAUGGAAGCGAGAGAGACUCGGAAUCAGGAAAGAGCCAGUUGAUGGUGGGGCUCAGGAAGUCAUCAAACAACAGGAACAAGGAGAAUGAGUUCAGAGAAGCUGGCAGUAUGGCUGAGGGACAGGCUUUUCCGUCAAAGGACCCUUCAGUAAGAAAGGGUCUGGAUGUCAGCAAGAACAUCUCGGGUGAGAGCCAUGCUUGGGGGAGAAUGAGAGAUCUUAUGAGAAAGACACGGUUGAGAAAUCAGAACAAGCUGGGACUGACCUCUGCUGCUCUGAAGAGGUCCUGCCCACAGUUGUACAGGCCAGAUAUUAUGUCUUCGGAGCUGAAGAAAACUGAGAGGAACUCCAUGAUCAUUCUGGGACAAAAUACAAAGAAUGAAAACAUGUGGCCUUUCUGAUAACACGAGUCAAAUGGAACAAGAAAGGCAACAUGAGAACACCAAAGGACACAAAACCAAGAACUCCAGGGUUACUUUGUGCAAUCUGCAUCCUACAGUUGUCAACAGAGCAACUCUGAUUUGAGCAUGGAAAGGGAAAGAGGGAAGGGGGAGGUUGAGAAGGGUCUGUGGGCAGAGGCAUCCUCAGCUAUGUUUGGCUUCGCUCCUGAACUUGAAGUGUAUUUACAAAAGUCAUGGAUGAAAAUUUCUAUUAGCAUCAUAGCAACAUAACCAACAGAGACUUUUAAGACUCAGAAAUUCUUCCUCCAGUCUGGGUUAGGAACAGAACUACCUGAAACACUGAAGCUUUUAAACUGUCAUUGCUUUCUGGGGACUUUCUCCAGGUGAAAUAAAUGUAAGCUUUAUGGGACACAGCAUCAUCUAAAGGAGUGCCAGGGAUUCCUUGCCCAGUGCAGAAGUGGCUGCUGAAAGGAGAGCCUCCUCCUUCUGGGGGUCUGAGUUGCAGUCUCUGCUUGUCCCCAGCACAGCUCCUCCCUUCAGAGCAGCAUAUGGCCAGCUGUGCCAUUUUGCUUGAAUCCAACAGGAAAACCAAGUGUGUAAAGCUGAAGUCAUUCCUUAAUCCAGGACUAGCUUCCCAUCCUGUGAGCCUACUCCUUCUGCAGGGGCCCCCAGACUCCAGUACUACCCUACACAGAAGCUGGCAUUGUGCAUGCUCAUUGUAGAGACCAGAGUGAGAGGUAAUGCAGGAAUCAGCCUUUCCAGAGACUGCAGGGCACACCCAGGGCAAUGCCUCUGCUUCACUGGGCAGCCCAACUCUUGUGCUACCAGUCUUUUAAUUUUUCUUUCCUUUUUUUUUUUUU
This is a messenger RNA of Pipra filicauda (Wire-tailed manakin), 2640 nucleotides long. RefSeq lists its product as uncharacterized. The transcript has 9 exons. NCBI's taxonomy places the organism in Eukaryota, Metazoa, Chordata, Aves, Passeriformes, Pipridae. The coding region runs from base 143 to 1780 and encodes 545 amino acids. The record is from RefSeq and is a predicted model, not a curated record.